Morone saxatilis (striped sea-bass) is the source of this 711-nucleotide messenger RNA. It is a transcript of the gene he2, whose product is annotated as high choriolytic enzyme 2. Lineage: Eukaryota; Metazoa; Chordata; Actinopteri; Moronidae. The record is from RefSeq and is a predicted model, not a curated record. Gene Ontology annotation, biological process: proteolysis. The transcript has 7 exons. Gene Ontology annotation, molecular function: zinc ion binding; metalloendopeptidase activity.
AUGGAUCAAAUCCUGUUAGUCAAUAGGAGGUUGCAAUCCCCCAGAGGACUGUCAUUCAGAGAGGGAGAUAUUGCCACCUCAUACAUACGGAGUGCCAUAACCUGCCCUGGCAACGCCUGUCUGUGGCCUAAAUCAAUCGAUGGAUUUGUUUACGUGCCCUUCAUCCUCUCUCCACUAUAUGACGACAUGGACAGAAUCACCAUAGAAAAUGGGAUGCAGGACAUUUCCUCUGGAACAUGUAUUAAAUUUGUUCCCCGCACUCAUGAAGGCAACUUCCUUGACAUCCAGCCUAGAUACGGUUGUUGGUCGUUUCUGGGGCAGACUGGAGGAAGUCAGACCCUGUCGCUGCAGACUCCUGGGUGCAUGUGGUCAGGAGUGGCUGCCCAUGAGUUCAUGCACGCCCUCGGCUUUGUACAUGAGCAGUCUCGCUCAGACCGAGACCAUUAUGUCUCGAUUGUGUGGAAAAACAUCAUUCCAGGUUAGGAUGAAUUAUCACCACCCGACAUCAUGAAACAGGUGACAAACAAUCUCAACAGUCCAUAUGACUACAGCUCUGUGAUGCAUUAUGGAAGAUACGCCUUCUCUGAGGAUGGUGGACCAACAAUAAUCCCCAAACCAGAUCCUUACAUUCCCAUUGGCCAGCGAGAUGGGCCCAGUAUGCUAGACCUUCAUAAAAUAAAUGUCCUAUAUAACUGUGGUGCCAACGAGUAA